Molecule: messenger RNA, 528 nt
Organism: Cajanus cajan (pigeon pea)
Lineage: Eukaryota; Viridiplantae; Streptophyta; Magnoliopsida; Fabales; Fabaceae
Molecular function (GO): nucleic acid binding; RNA-DNA hybrid ribonuclease activity
Source: RefSeq, a predicted model, not a curated record
AUGGACCUUAUCAAGUAUCUACUUGAGAAGCUAAUACUCACGGGAAGGGUCACCAGAUGGCAAGUAUUGUUAUUAGAAUACAAUAUCCUCUAUGUCUCGCAAAAAGCAAUCAAAGGAAGCGUGUUGGCCGACUACCUAGCAAAUGGAUCAACCGAUGGAGGACGUGCAAUAGAGGAUGACUUCCCAGAUGAAGAAAUUUUAACCCUGGGAAACGAUGAAGAAGGACAAGUUGAGAAGGAAUCCUGGUCCAUGUUCUUCAACGGAGCCUCAAAUCUAAUGGUACAUGGGAUAGGCGCCAUACUGAUGUCAUCCCAAGGAAAACAUAUCCCAAUGACAACAAGAUUAGAUUUUGACUAUACCAAUAACAUGGCUGAAUAUGAAGCCUGCAUAUUGGGUUUACAGGCUGCCCUCGACCAUAGCAUCGCAAGAUUGGAGGUCUACGGUGAUUUGGCUUUGGUGAUACAUCAAUUAAGGGGCGAAUGGGAAACAAAGGAUCACAAAUUAAUCCCUUACCGGGAAUAUGUAUGA